Cladocopium goreaui is the source of this 900-nucleotide messenger RNA. The record is from the annotation of a GenBank genome assembly. Lineage: Eukaryota; Dinophyceae; Suessiales; Symbiodiniaceae.
AUGAGAUUCAGUGCAUUUGUGAUCGCCAGUGUUUUCGUGAGCUAUGUGGGCUAUGGAUUGCGACAUGGCAUGGAUGAUGACAAGGAGGCUGCCGAGCUGGCAACGGAAACUGUGGACCUCGUGGAAAGUGGCGACCCACUUGGGGAUGCCGCCGAAGCUGGGAAUGUGGAGUUGGUCGAGAAGCUGCUGAAGGGCAGGGGCAUAAUAUUCAAGCUGGACGCCACGGACGACAAUGGCGAAACCCCCUUGAUUCGUGCGUCCCGAAACAACCACAUCAAAGUCGUCAAGUCGUUGCUCUGGGCUGGAGCUGACCCCAACGAAAUUGGAGGUGGUCGUCAGAGUCCUUUAAUGGUGGCGGCCUACCAUGGUUACGUGGAGCUGAUGAAGAGGCUGCUUGGCGCUUUAUUGACCAAGGUGGACCUGCGGGCUUCACGCCAGAGCGUGACAGCUUUGUUCAUGGCGUUGAAGCAUCCGGAGGCUGUGAAGGUGCUAUUGGAUGCCAAGGCGGAUGUGAACGCCGUGGCAGAGUACGAUGACAAGACGCCGCUACACCAAGCAGCUCAACACGGGUUUGCUGAGACGGUGAAGUUGCUGUUGGCUGCGGGGGCAAUCGUCAACAAGAAGAACGGAGACGGCUGGACUCCGCUGUUCAGCGCCGCCCGUUAUGGUCACACAGAUGUCAUGAAGCUUCUGCUGGACGCUGGGGCGGAGGUCAAUGUGGUGAACAUGCACGACCAAACUCCGCUGCACGUAGCCACCUGGAGCGGCAAAGCCGAUGCCGUGAAGCUUUUGCUGGAGCACCACGCCUCCGUCAACGUGGUGGACGACUCGGGGUCCACGCCGUUGAUCACGGCCGCGCAGGAGAACGCCGAAAUGGUGAAGUUGUUGCUGGAUGCCAAG